GGACUUACAAACAUACAAUACUCCAUUCACUGCAAAACGGAAUGCAACAGAGUGUAUUUUAAUUGUAAUUGUGACAGCGAAGCAGAAAGUUUGCAAUUUACCGGUCCGCGUGGGAGCGUGUUAUAGGCACGUGGUCGUCUCUACAAAUCACAUGGCGCGAAUUCUGGUCGGAUGGUGGAACAGGUGGUGAUUGCUUCUGGUGGUUGGAUGUGAUGCUGUUACUUGGAGGUCUCAGAAGUGCAAUACCAAGAUGGAAGAACCAGAACUACAUUCGCUACUUCACAAACGUUUUAUUUGUUAGCCAAGGGAUCGUGUUCCUUCUGCAAUUGGAGCAUUCGCUGAACACCUACAGAGUUGACCUGCCCGUGAAAAUGUGGGAAAUCAUGAAAUUCGCAACCUGGUUUAGCGCUGCAAUGAAGAUGUUUCUGAGCGCAUUGCUCCAUGAACGGAUCACAGUUGUGCGGCAAUUCAUCAUCAGUGAUCGUGUCAACUCUGGUGACAAAGUCUUUGACGACUAUGAGUAUCAUAAAUUCAAUCGAUACGUUAGGUUAAUGAUUGCACUGCUUUCAGGUUUUAUUGUCGUGGAUAGCGUGUUACUUGCAGUGCCAAACUCAUCUAUGCAAAAUGCAUUUUUAUUGCCACCUCAAUUGAAGAGAACAGGGAAAAUAAUAUCAGGCAUAAUCCACUGCUUUGCCGUGAAUUUUCUUUCAUUUGGAGUUCAUCCUAGAUUUUUCUCUAACUUGACAUGUGCCGCUACUUUGCUGUUAGGAGUGCGUGCUAAACUAAGAAUGUUGACCCACCGUUUCACAAAACUGAUAGCUUUGUCUGAUUUGAGUUCGGACAAUUAUUUUGAUUGCAUGUCACGAGAGCUAAGGGAGGUCCUGCUCCAGCAAACGGAAUAUUGGAGAUUUUUGGGAAUUCUAAAGAGAUUGAUUGCAGAAGUGUUUGUUCUGGUCCAUUAUUUCUCUAUUCUCAGCAUUGGAGCUUUCUUCUUCAUCACCACUGAUACAGGAAUUAGCUUUAUGUCAGCAGCGAUAACAUCGGCAGCUGCAUAUUUGUUACUGGAGUACUAUUUGCUGUGUCGCUUGGUUGAUUCACUUCAGGAAGAAGCCGACGCAAUGGUCAGUGUCAUUUUUGAGCUAUGUGCUAGAAUGCCAUACAGCAGCGAACAUCACUCAAAGUAUAUCGAAUUUAGGACUUCAUUUAUGAUUAUAUGGAUCAAUGCACGACGAGGAAUGCUGAUGAACUGUUUUGGACUGUUUGAAAUUUCAACUCUGGCGUUCGUUGGGCUGCUAAACACCGCAUACACGGUGUUGGCUUUUCUAAUCAGCGUUGGUUGACGGAAGUCAAGAAAACACUGAGCCGGAUGGUUAUGCGCUUACCCAGAGGGGGCAAGGGAGGUCCGUCGACACCCCCCCCCCUCCCAGUCAAUGAAAAAAAAAAACAAUAACCAACUGAUUGUGUAUCAAGUUUAAUUUAUAGUUUGUAGUUUUCUAAUAUUCUUUUCCGCUUUCAUAUUUAUAUAUCGUUGAUAAUCUUCUUGAUUAGUAAUUAAAGUCCAGAAGAAAUUCAGACUUCCGCUUAAGAUUUUUCCUGGAAUCAAUCCCUGGCCGUUGAAUUUAUUGAAACUAAUUAGGAGUCCAAUAAAGAUCGUACGAGAAUAAAUACAGAGAAAAAUCUUUUUGAUAAAUUUUCAAGUAGCUUAAUAAUAUUAU
This is a messenger RNA of Aedes aegypti (yellow fever mosquito), 1715 nucleotides long. RefSeq lists its product as uncharacterized. Gene Ontology annotation, biological process: sensory perception of smell. The record is from RefSeq and is a predicted model, not a curated record. Gene Ontology annotation, molecular function: odorant binding; olfactory receptor activity. Gene Ontology annotation, cellular component: membrane. The transcript has 4 exons. The coding region runs from base 213 to 1340 and encodes 375 amino acids. Lineage: Eukaryota; Metazoa; Arthropoda; Insecta; Diptera; Culicidae.